This is a messenger RNA of Paramecium pentaurelia, 4987 nucleotides long. NCBI's taxonomy places the organism in Eukaryota, Ciliophora, Oligohymenophorea, Peniculida, Parameciidae. The record is from the annotation of a GenBank genome assembly.
AUGAAGAAAUCCUUUAGAGAAGAAGCAAUGCCUUUAAUUUUUUACUCUUAGGAAACAUAAAGUAAAUUUUACUAUACUACAAAAAGCUUACCAAGUAAAUCCUGAAGCAAUAGAGAUUAUUAAAAAUAUUCCAGCUCCAAUAGGAAUUGUAGGUGUAGCUGGUAUGUAUAGAACAGGGAAAUCUUAUCUGUUGAAUAGAAUGUUGCUAAAUAGAUCUGAUGGUUUUGGAGUAGGUCCAACUGUAUUGCCAUGUACAAAAGGACUAUGGAUGUGGGGUAAACCACUUCUUGGAUAAACAAGUGAUGGAGAAAGCUGUUCAAUAUUGGUUGUUGAUAGUGAAGGACUUGGUGCUCCUGAUGAAGAUUCAACUCACGAUAUCAGAAUAUUUUCAUUAACUAUUCUUUUAACUUCUUGCUUUAUUUAUAAUUCUGUUGGCAGUAUUGAUGAAAAUGCCCUCCAAAACUUGAGUUUAGUAGUUAAUCUUACAAAAAAUAUUCAACUCAAAAGGUAAUAUGAUAUUUAUAAGAUUUUAGUGGUUAAUCAACUACAGAUCUAGAAGAUCUAUCCUAAUACUUUCCUUAAUUUUAUUGGGUUGUUAGAGAUUUCACUCUUUAAUUAGUUGAUCGAAAUAAUGAACAAAUAACUUCUAAAGAUUAUUUAGAAAAUGCAUUAACAUUAUAAAAAGGUACUUCAGAUGGAAUUGAUUAAAAAAAUAAAAUUAGAAAAUUACUUUGUACUUUUUUCAAAGAUAGAGAUUGUAUAACUCUUGUAAGACCUUUAACAAAAGAAAGUAGUCUCUAAAAUUUAGAGAAUUUAGAAUUUGAUAAAUUGAGACCUGAAUUCUUUGAAUAGGUUAUUAAUUUAAGAAAAAAGAUAUUAAAUAGAAUAAGACCAAAAACAAUGAAUGGCAAAACUCUUUCUGGUUAAAUGUAUUGUGAUCUUGUUAAAUCAUUUGUUACAGCUAUUAAUAAUGGAGCUGUUCCAGCUAUAGAAUCAGCAUGGACUUAUAUUUGUAAAAAUGAAUGUCAAAAAGCAGUAGCUGAAGCAUUUGAUACUUAUGAAUAAAUCUUAAAAGAAAAUCUUCAUAAUAGAUUUCCUAUUUCUAAUGAAGACUUAAAAACUUUUAAUAGAAGUCUAAAAGAAUAAGCUUUUGCAUUAUUCAAGAAAAAAUGUGUAGGAGAUUAUGAUGAAUUUAAAAAUGAAUUAUCAAAACGUAUUAAAAAUAGAUUUGCUGCAGUUAAAUAAGAAAAUGAUAGGGAAGGUUCAAGAAUGUGUUCAUAAUUUAUUUAACAAGAAUUCUAACCAAUAGAUAGAAAACUGAAAUUAGGUGAGUAUCGAUCAUUUGGUGAAUAUGAAAAAGAUAUCAAGAUGUUUUAUAAUUUCUUUAUUGAAAAUGGUCCAAGAGUUGGAACUAGAAAUUAAAUUAUAUUAGAAUUCUUAUAGAGAGCUUUAAUUGAAGGAUCCAAUUUGUUUAUUAGAUAAUAUUCUUAAGAAACUGAAAUGAUGAAGAAUGUAGCUUAAGAAACUUAAAAGAAAUUAGAAUAAGAAUUAAAAGAAGCAAGAUAAGAUGGUUUAAAAGAUAAAAAUAAUCUUUUAAUGAAAUUAGCUUAAAUUGAAAGUGAGAAGACUGAAAUUGAAUUAAGAGAAUAAGUUGCUAGAGAUAAUUUGGAAGAACUUAAAAUAUAAAAGGAUUAAGUAGAAAGAGAUUUAAAACUAGAGUCUGAGAAUGAGAAAAAUGAAUUAAUGAGAUAAAUUUAAGAAUUAAAAGGUUAAGUUUUGAAAGCUGAAGAAUUUAAUAAGGAUUUAGAAAGAAAUACACUUUUUGGAAAUUCUGAAUUUGAAAAAGAGAGAGCUUUAUUAGAAUAAAAGAUUACAUUUUUUGAAAAAUUAGUAAAUGAAAUGAAUACUAAAGAAAUAGAUUAUUAAAAUGAAAUAAAAAAUUUAAGAAAAGAAUAUUCUUUAUAAUCAAAAGAUUAGUAAAGUAAAGCUGAUUAAUCAGUUCGUUAAUUAUAAUAGAAAUUAAAUGAUAUGCAAGAGAAAUUAAAUGAAAUGGAAAAUGAACUAAUUGAAAAAGAAACUAAUUUUGAAAAUGAUUUUAAGAAAUUUGAACAUAAAGAAAGAAGUCUAACAAAAUAAAAUUUAGAAUUAAAUGAAUAAAUUUAAACUUUGACAAGAGAAUUAAGAGAAUAUAGAAGAAAUGAAGAAUAAGUUCAAUUAAUGUUAAAGAAUGAUGCAAAUAAUUAAGUUAAUGAGAUGAUUGAAAAAGUAUAAAAUUUAGAAGAUUUAAUUAAAUCUAAAGAUGAUUAAUUAAAAUAGACUAGAAGUUAAAGUGAAAAAGAUAAGGCUUUGAUGUAAUAAAAGAUGGAAUUCAUGGAAGUUCAAUUAGAUGAAUAUAAAAAGUAAAUAGAAGAAAAUAAGAAAUCUCAUGAAGCUAUUAUGAAAGCAUUUGAAAAUUCAAGUAAUGAAUCUACAUAUAAAAUUGAUGCAGCUAAAAUGAAUGAAUUAAGAGAAUAACAUAAAAGAGAAUUAAAGAAUAUUGAAAAUGAAUAUGAAAAUACAAAAAAGAGAUUGUAACAAUAGAUUGAUUAAUUAAAUGAAAAGAAUAAUGAAUUAGAAUUAAAGGUUAAAUUUGAAACUGGAGAUUUGAUAAAGGAAUUAGAAAAUUUAAAAGAAUAAUUAUAAACUACUGAGGAAUAAAGAAACAAAUUGUUAGAAUAGAAUAAAACAUUAGAUGGAUAAAAAUUAUAAAUAUUGAAAGAAUAGGAACUCAGAUAUUAAAAGAAAAUUAAAUAAUUAGAAUAAGCUAUUGAUGAAUCUGAUGCAAAAAUUGCAAAAGAAGUUAAUUUAGCUUAAGCUAAAGCUGAGGAAUCAUUAACUUAAUUAAAGAAUUUCUAUGAAAUUGAAAGAGAGAGACUUGAAAGAAGAAUUUGUGAAGAAAAAGAAAAAAGUGAUAAAAAGUUUUAAGCAACUUAAGAGGAAUUUUAUCAUAAACUUAGAGAGACUGAAUAAAAUUAUGAAGAAGAAAUUGAAAAUUUAAAAGAUGACUUAAGAGAUUAAGUUUAAUAAUAUACAAACACAAUAUAAUAAUAUGAUCAUGAAAUUGCUUUGAAAUAAUAAACAAUUGAAAUUUUUGAAAAACAUAUUAAAGAAACUAAAGAAUAAUUAAUUUCUCUUUAAAAUAAUAACAAUGCUACAUUAGAAUAAUAAAUGAAUUCUUUUACAACUGAAAGAAAGAGCUUAAUAUAAAAGAUUGAUGUUUUAUCUAGUUAAUUGAAUAAUUUGUAGAAGGAACAUAUGGCAUUAUAAUAGAAAAAAGAUUUAUUAGAGAAUGAAAAAGCAAGAAAAGAAUAAUAAUUUGAAUAAUCAAGAAAAGAAUGGUAAGAAGAGAAGAAAGAAUAACUUGAAAGAUUAGAAGAAACUAAAUUAAGAUUAUAAAAAAUGAAUGAUGAAUUUUUGGAAAAGAAAAUUGAAUAUGGCAGAGAAACAGCAUUAAUUUAAUAAUAAAAUGAGUUUUUGCAAAAGAAAAUUGAAGAUUUAUAAAGAUAAAUAGAUACAUAAUAAUCAAGAUUUGAUGAAAAGCUUAAAUAAUAAAAAAAUGAAUAUUUAGUUGAAUUAGAAUAAAAAUUAGAAAGAGCAUAAGAAGAGAAAACUACUAUAGAAACUAAAUAUGAAAAGAAUAAGAAAUAAUUAAAAGAAGUUGAAUAUUAAUAUAAUAAAUAAGCUUCAACAUUGGAAAGAGAAAAAGCAAUUUUGACUGAGAAAUUGGGACAUCUUGAAGCAAGAAAAAAUGAAUUAGAAUCAAAAUUAAAGGAUGAAACUGCAACAAUAGCUAUGUAAUAAGCAUAAUUGAGAGAAUAAAUUGCUUAGGAAAAGAAAUAGUUAUAAUAAGAAUUAGAAAAAUAUAAAUAAUUAAAUUUAUAAUUAGAAUAAGAUAAAAGUGAAAUUUAUACUAGUUAUGAAAGAGAUAAAGCUUUAUGGGAAGGAAAAUUCUAAUUUUUAGAAUAAUAAAAAGAAUAAGCUAAAUAAGAUUUAGUAGAUGCCUUAAAGAAAUUUGAGAUGACAUUAAUGCAUUUAUAAAGAGCUAGAUCAAAUGAAAAAGAUGAGUAAGAAAAUAAUUUAAAUGAAUUAUUACUAAGUGUAGAAAGAAAAUAUCAAGCUUAAAUUGAGGAAGCAAAUUAAACUCAUUAAAGAAUAGUUUAAGAUUAUGAAGACAAAAUAAGAAGAUUAUAAAAAGAAGUUAAAACUCAUAAAGAUAAAAUAUUGAUUGAUCAACAUGGAAAAAUUGGUAAUUAAUUAUUAUCUGAAAAAAAGUUUGCAGAGAUGUUAGACAAUGAAAAAAGAUUAUAAUAAGAAAUAGAAAAUAUUAAAUAAGAUAGAGAUUAAAAGAUUUUGGAUUAUUAGAGAAUGUUGGAAUAAGAAAGAGAAAGUCUAAAAGCUAAAAUUACAGAAUUGGAAACUAAAUACAAAGAAGUAGAGAGUAAAAGAUCUACAUUAAUCUUUGAAUUUGAAAAAGAAAGAGCAAAGUGGAAUUUAGAUAGAGAUCAUUUAAAUAAUCUUAAAAAUGAAUUAACAGAUUAAUUAGAUAGAUUAAGAAAGAAAGAAGAAUUAUUAUUGAGAGAUAAUGAAAAGUUAAAGAAUGAAUAGAGAGCAACAAGAAGAAGUGUAGCUGCUCAUAAUAUGACUAGUAAUAAUAUUAUGACAGGUAACAAAUAUAGAAAUCCAAUCAAUAAUGUUUCGAGUAUUUUUUAUAUUAAUAAUUAUAGCUAUUGGCCUCUAAAAAUUAAGUCCAACACAUUCAAAUAAUACUUCAACUUCAUCAGCUAAUAUAUCAGUACUCAAGAAAACUAAUUUAGCUGAUAUAACUAAUUUUGAAAAAGUUGUUCCUUAAACAUAGCAAUCAUUUUAAAAUAAUAAAUAUUACUUUUAUGGUAAUUAAUAAGGAUAAAAUGAUGAUUCUAUCAUCGGUCAAAGCGAUUAUUAGAAAUGA